AUGGCGGAGGAAAGGCGUCAGAAACAGUGCUCGGUAGUCCUCCCUACAGAGUCCAUGAAGGCGAUGGCAGAGUCCGUGGGAGUGGGCCAAUUACAAGAGGACAGCUGCACAGCCCUAAGUGAAGAAGUCAGUUACAGAAUUAAAGAAAUUACACAGGACGCUCUUAAGUUUAUGCAUCACGGAAAGAGACGUAAACUAACAACCAAUGACAUUGAUAAUGCCCUCAAACUUAAAAAUGUUGAGCCCCUGUAUGGAUUCCAGUCUCAAGAGUUUAUCCCUUUUCGUUUCGCAAGUGGUGGUGGAAGAGAACUUCAUUUCUAUGAGGAGAAGGAAGUGGACCUUAGUGAUAUUAUAAACACUCCACUCCCUAGAGUUCCCCUGGAUGUCUCCCUUAAAGCCCACUGGUUAAGUAUUGAGGGCAUUCAACCUUCUAUUCCGGAAAAUCCACCACCAGCACCAAAAGAACAACAAAAAGCUGAAUCCACUGAGCCUCUCAAAGUUGUCAAACCUGGUCAAGAGGAGGACAGUACCAUUCAAGGCAAAAAUCAAGGGGCAACAGCUGCUGAUGGCAAAGGAAAAGAAAAGGGUCCCAUAAGGUUAAAACCACGCAGCACCCAUGAGCUGUCAGUGGAACAGCAACUCUACUACAAGGAGAUCACUGAAGCAUGCGUCGGAUCCUGUGAAGCUAAGAGAGCUGAAGCCUUGCAAAGUAUUGCCACAGACCCAGGACUGUAUCAAAUGCUUCCAAGAUUCAGCACCUUUAUUUCCGAAGGAGUUCGUGUUAAUGUCGUGCAAAAUAACUUGGCUCUCCUGAUUUACCUCAUGCGGAUGGUCAAAGCACUGAUGGACAACCCCACUUUAUACCUGGAAAAAUAUCUGCAUGAGCUCAUCCCGGCUGUGGUGACAUGUAUCGUGAGCAAGCAGCUGUGUUUAAGACCAGAUGUUGACAACCACUGGGCUUUAAGGGACUUUGCUGCUCGUCUUAUGGCCCAGAGUUGUAAAACCUUUAGCACCACAACCAACAACAUCCAGUCUCGCAUCACCAAGACUUUUACUAAGAGUUGGUUGGAUGACAAAACCCAGUGGACGACGCGGUAUGGCUGCAUCGCCGGGCUCUCUGAGCUUGGGCCUGAUGUAAUAAAGACGUUGAUCCUUCCUCGGCUUGCUGUAGAGGGUGCUCGCAUCAAAGCAGUGAUGGAAGGACCAGUAAUCUCCAAUAUUGAUAAGAUUGGAGCAGACCAUGUUCAAAGCCUCCUAUUGAAACAUUGUGCCAGUGUCAUUGCCAAGAUUCGACCUCCACCUGACAGCGUGGAACAAUAUCGGAUGGACUAUGGUUACCUCGCACCUAUGUUGUGUUCUCAUGUAACGAAGGCUCGGACCCAAGCUGCAAUGCAAGCCCAGCAAGUCAACAGAACCACAUUAACAAUCACACAGCCUCGUCCGACCCUCUCUGUUUCACAAAGUGGACUCAGUGGAUCGACAGGGCCUCGCACUCCAAGCAUCAUUAAGGUUCCAAGUUCCCUCACCCUGAUGUCCCCAAGACCAGGGACCCCUUCACAGCCAUCGCCCCCUGCCACUAAAUAUAUUGUUAUGGGAACCAGUGCAGGAGCCGCUUCAACACAGCAGGUAAUCACCAUUAACUCUUCUCAGUCUGCCUCAACGGUUACAAGCACCGUACCCAGCGCUACUUCAACCUUGCAGCCAAUGGUAAAACUAGAAUCAGGAAGUGGCCCUACACUCCCCGGUUCUCGACCUAUGCAGAAGUACAUCGUGGUAUCACUGCCUUCGUCCACAUCUUCCAUGGAAAAUAAAAGCUCUGUAAUCCCAACCCCCAUCUCAACAACAGUAGAACCAGCAAUGAGGACUGACCGGUCAGAGUCUCCUGGUGCAAGCACACAGUCACCACACUGA
Molecule: messenger RNA, 1911 nt
Organism: Nerophis lumbriciformis (worm pipefish)
Lineage: Eukaryota; Metazoa; Chordata; Actinopteri; Syngnathiformes; Syngnathidae
Source: RefSeq, a predicted model, not a curated record